Molecule: messenger RNA, 519 nt
Organism: Linum trigynum
Lineage: Eukaryota; Viridiplantae; Streptophyta; Magnoliopsida; Malpighiales; Linaceae
Source: the annotation of a GenBank genome assembly
AUGAGCGAAAGAAGGGGCAAGGAAAAGUCGAGGGUUCUCGGACGCAACGUUACAGUAUCUGAGUGGAAAAAACGUCAGGAGAAGUCAGAUAGACUUUGUGAGGAGGAGCGUCAGGAGAAGCUUUCGCGUCGUCAAGCUGUAGUGGAUCCUCCCCCUCAUAGCCAUGUUUCCCAGCUGAUACCAGGCAUCAACACAUAUGAUGACAUGGUGGAGGUUGACGAUAGCAGUGAUGAUGAGUGUGAUGUGGAGGGUGAUGAUGAGUUGCCUUUUCAUGAGUUGCUUUUCGACGGUCAUCCUGGAGGUGGCUCCAGUGGUCCGGGGCGGGUUCGAGUGAUCAUGUGUCUACUGGCUCGACCCAUGGCAGUACUCUUGUUGGGCCGCUACGCGGCAAGGAUGGGCGUUUUGCUUCGUCCUCUAAUGGGAGCAGGCCUUCACGGAAGAAGAAGAAGAAGAAACCGAGGGACGAGACGUGGCUGCUUACAAAAGAAGCUCCAGGAGGCCCUAGGGAUAUCAGUUUGA